This is a messenger RNA of Klebsormidium nitens, 1909 nucleotides long. The record is from the annotation of a GenBank genome assembly. Lineage: Eukaryota; Viridiplantae; Streptophyta; Klebsormidiophyceae; Klebsormidiales; Klebsormidiaceae.
CAAGAAAAGGCCUGAUGCCAAUGGCCAAGUUGCAUUCAACCUUGCAUAGGGUGGUGUUCGAGUCAACAAUGAUGGCGGCGACCUCCGUGAGCAGAAGCUGCUUCAGAACGGCUUUUAACGCCAAUUGCACAUCCCCGUCAUUACAACAACACAUUCACUCCUUCCCCGUCGCGUCCUGCAAACCCAUCCAGAACUUCUCCAACGGAGAAUGCGCAGCGUCUCAUUUGCAUUUGCAGGCCAGAUGCGGGCCCAAUGCUGCAGCGCAAGCAAGGGCACAUCUGCAUUGUGCUCUACAAGGUGCACCUGUAGGACUUUCUAGUUCUUUCAUGGGCGAUGGUUGGGGUGGUGAUCUGAAAAGUUUGGGCAGCAAAAGAAAGAAUGCGAGCUGUCUGGUGAUGUCAGCACAAGCGGAGGCGCCAGAGCAGAUGAAAGUGCUGGUAGUUGGGGGUGGGGGCCGAGAGCACGCAAUCUGCUGGGCGCUGAAAAGGAGCCCCAGCUGCUCUCAGGUCUUCUGCGCCCCAGGCAACGCUGGUAUCGCUGCCGCCAAAGACGCAGACUGCCUCCCCAAUCUGAACAUCACAGAUGGCAUGGCUGUCAUCAAGUUUUGCCAAAGUGAGGGCGUGGGCCUGGUCGUGGUUGGGCCCGAGGCGCCUCUAGUUGCGGGGCUCGUGGAUGACUUGACGUCUGAAGGGAUCCCCGCGUUUGGGCCAACGUCCGCGGCGGCGACCCUGGAGGGCUCAAAAGCAUUCAUGAAGAAUCUGUGUGACAAGUACGACAUCCCCACCGCCGCCUAUGAAACCUUCACUGACCCCGACGCUGCCAAAAAGUACAUCCAAUCCUUGGGCGCUCCGAUCGUGGUUAAGGCCGACGGGUUAGCGGCAGGGAAGGGCGUCGUCGUCGCUCGGACGGUCCAAGAGGCUAUUGACGCCGUGGACGAUAUCCUAUCAGGCGGGAAGUUCGGCUCGGCGGGGGGCCAGAUUGUGGUGGAAGAAUUUUUGGAGGGGGAGGAGGCGAGCUUCUUUGCGCUGGUGGAUGGGGAGACGGCGCUACCGCUGAUGUCAGCGCAGGACCACAAGCCCGUGGGCGACGGCGACACCGGCCCCAACACGGGCGGCAUGGGCGCCUACUCCCCGGCCCCUGUCGUUACGCCCCAGAUGCAGGAUGACGUCAUGCGGACCAUCAUCGAGCCGACCGUGAGGGGCAUGGCCGCGGAGGGGUGCAAGUUCGUCGGCGUUUUGUACGCGGGACUCAUGAUCGACCCGAAAACGGGGGUCCCGAAAUUGCUCGAGUACAACGUCCGGUUCGGUGAUCCGGAAUGUCAGGCGCUGAUGAUGCGGAUGAAGUCGGAUCUAGCCCAAGUCCUUCUGAAGGCCUCGCAAGGCAAGCUGAGCACCGUACAGGGACUAGAGUGGCGAGACGAAGCGGCACUCUGUGUCGUUCUGGCCACAGAAGGAUACCCGGGGUCGUUCCAAAAGGGUUCAGAGAUCCGAGGUCUGGAAGAGGCGGUCGAAGGGUUAGCUGACACCAAGGUUUUCCAUGCGGGCACGGCGUUGAAUGAGGAGGGUCAGCUAGUGUCAGCCGGGGGCAGAGUUUUGGGGGUAACGGCGCUGGGGAAGGAUGUGCGGGAAGCACAGGCAAAAGCGUACAAGGCGGUGGAUCGGAUAGACUGGCCAGAGGGGUUCUGCAGAAGGGACAUUGGCUGGCGCGCUAUUGAAAGGACACAGGAAUGAGUGCAUGAAGUUGAGUCUACUGGCCAUCAUGGCACUGAGAUUUUCAAUAGCAGAACCACUGCAUGUUUUGCGUGAGUGCUGCAAGGGCAGAAUGCCACGGGCACUACAUAAUUUAGAUAACAUACGUGGACAGCCGACAAUGCGUGAUCUCCAUUGUGACAUCAACAAAUGACGUGUAG